AUGAAGCCAGGGGACGUUGUGGACACGCCAUACACAGCCACGUUCAGCCAGCAAGAAACAACACCUAACUUCUUCCAUACGUUCCCUCACCGCUCACAUAGCUUAGCUGCCUCAGCUCUUCCUCCGUCUGCUGAUCCUGCAUACUUUCAACACAGUACCGCCAACAACACUCCUGUGGAAAGAGUCCUUUUGAACAAACCUACCAAGAAAUCAGCAUUUACUCUAAUGGAAGUUCAUUUUAAAGGUUUGCUGAAAGGGUUGGUUGUCGGUGCAUCUCUGCUACCAUCUUUGAAAGCCCAAUACCAGGUGAAUACUUCAUCUAAUGUUCCAACUUCAGCAAGCAUUGCCAUGCCUCCAAUUCACAUUGAAGCGGAAUACAGACAGGACUCUUCGGACAGCAGCAAUCCAACCGACUGCCCAACAAAUCCGCUGGUCGAUGGUCUGGAAUUGAGGGAGGGAAGUUAUUUGAAGGCAACUGCUGAGGUGGGAGCAUUCGAACAUGUCCUCACAACUGAUCUCUUGAACCAUCUCGUUUUUGUUCAGAAAGUUUUCAUGAAGAGCAUUCAGAUAACAGCAACUACACCUACGAACAAUGCUGUAAGAUUUGAAACUGGAAAAAUAGAUUUUGAACUUUCAAACCGAGUUCAGAGAUCUAGGAAAGAGGGAAGUCAAUCUAAACCACAUGAAUUUAAAUUACCAAUGGAGAACAGGAUUCCAAAAGUGUUUUUUCAAGUAAAAGUUGAUCUGAAUCUGGCUCUGGGUACUCUCAUUAAGAAUCUGAUGUUUGAAGAAGCAGAGGCUGAAUUUCCUCACCUCGCAUCUUUUGGCACUAGUAUCACAUUGAGAAACGCUUUGCAAGAUGAAAUGAUAUCAGGAGCAUCGUUGAAUCAAGAAGCGUUGCUGAUAACUCUGAAGAGACCUAUUGUAUUCGUACUUCCUUCCGCAUUCGAUAAAGCUAUCCUGGUUUGGCUGAAUUAUCGCAACGCAUACGAGUAUUGGACAGAACAAAGAAUGGCUCUCAAUAAAGAAAUUCAACAAGCUACCCAACAAGUCCUGACUAAACUUCCACCUCUUGCGCUCUCUGAAUCUUCCUUGGGUGUUCUCUUCCUUCAAAUGACUAUCGAUGAUUUGGGCAUUUGUUUGCCAAUUAACCCUUUCACACAGAAAGGGUUUGCCGUCACCAGAGAGGAUUCCGGACUGUCGGGAGCUUUAGUGUUAACUUUAGAAAGUACUCAGAUAUCUGCUUGCUCCUAUGGCUCAUUCGUUAGCAAGGGAAAGUUCACAGAUUUCUGUUUGAGGUUUGCCGAAGAUUUUGAAGUAUCAUGGGAUGAUUGGAAGCCUGAAAAAGCUUCUCAUGAAUGCAUAAUGAAUGCUUUAGUUGUUCCAAACGGAACUUUUGAGAUGUGCUCAAGAACUACUAACAGCAGACAAACCACCGUUUCAACUCAGCCACAACAAAAGCAACAGCAGCCGCGCUAUCAGCCUCAGCAAGAAUCUCCAACAAAGCAUCAAACGCCGUCGUCAACACAUAAAUCCAAAACGAUGCCCUCUGAAAACACUGAGCAGAUGCAGCAGAAAUGUGAGACAACGAACGCAAAGUGGAUCUUGAACAUUUUGUGGCAGAUGAAAGGGAUAGACAUUCAUCUUGAUACCAACAUUGGAAAGCGGUUGAAUGUCGUAUGGAAUACACUGACUUCGUUAGCUGGAGAAGCUCAGAUACAUGAUGCAAUUAUCAACAGCCGCCAGAAUAUAUCAAUUAAGGUGGAACAACCUUCUCGCCAAACUAGUAUAUUUUCAUCAGAAGACCUUCCGGAUUUUGUUUAUGAUUUGUCUCUUGAUCCCAAAACAAGAACUCGUCUGAUUGAAAAGGAGAUGAAUGAACAAGCCAAAGUGGUGCAGGACUUGAAGAGUUUGAGGGCCAGUCAGAACACCAUUCAGGAAGAAGAACGAAAGCUGCAGGGUCUGGAAGCUGCUCUCUUCCACGAUUUCAGGCAGGACAUCAUCAAGAAGUUUAGAUCUCAUCACAAUCCCAGGAAGACGUACGGGGCCAGCAAGUUAUCAGUUCAUUCACUUGAUAACAGACAUGUUUUGAAAACCUCCUCACUAGCCCCAACCAAACACCAACAAGCGGAUUACGAAGCACUGUCCGUGCCUGUGACAACACCCCAACAACCACAGCAACAAGCAGACCAGCCGGAAAAGGAAUUGGAUGUUGCACCUCGGCACACGAACUCAUCCACUGGGCAUUAUAGAACUCAGUCAUUUGACGUAUCGCAACUUCAUUCGUUAGGAGUGAGGGGUGCAAAUGCUGCACAAAUUGCCGAUAAACCAGAUUCACUCUUAUUUAAACACUUUCCAAAAUUAGAUUUUCAAAAAUCAGCGGGACGAGACUUGGUCGCUUUUGAAGAGGAGACUUCGCCUGUUGUCGACAACAGAUCAUUACUACAAGAAUAUGGACAGCAAACGAAACUUCAGUCUGAUGCACUGCCCACAUUUGAUAUACAUUCAGAUGAGGAUGAGGAUGAAUAUGAGUAUUAUGAUGACCUCGCUAGUUUAAAUAACCCAUCUGAUAAAACUGACGCAAAAUUGAAAAACGUGAUGUCAAAGCACAACUUGCAACAGCAAAUAGUCGAACCAGCUGUUGAUUUUGAACUGGACAUCAGAGCUGAAAUAGAUAGUGGCAAAUGUGUUUUGCAUCCAAAAGAAAUCAAAACUGAACAACUGCAAACAGAUUAUGAAAGUGCUAAAAGACCAGCUACGGUUUGGAAAGUUUCACCUAAAUCAGUCGAUCGUCGAACUCGCAAGAGAGCAAAAGAGGGAGUGACGUUCACUGGGGUAGACAUUUUGCCGUCACAGAUCAACCGCCUAACCAUGGCUCAAAAUAACAACACCGUCUUCAUCAUUCCUGGUGUCGACGUUAAGUUGCACUAUAACUCUCGUACAGUAGCUGCUUCUGACGAUCCACUGAGAAAUCAUUCUGAAAACACAAAGAAAUAUUUAGGUUUCAAAAGAGCAAACCUUUAUAUAUGGUGUUCUAUUCAGAAACUGCCUGAAGAAAUGCUGAUAAGUACGUCUCUACUGGACUUCCUUGAACAGGCCAUCGAACCAAUCCCAAUUGAGCCAUUAAAAAGGACUGCUUUCAAGUUAAAUACUCCAGAUACAGAUUUUUUGAUAGACACAGGGAGUGCUUCCUCAAGCGCGCUAUCAAAAACACAACAGCCCUACGCUUCAUUCCCGGUGGAAGUUGUUGUUUACGUUCGAAUUCAACCAUCGAUGGUUCGAUUCACGUGUCUGCCUCUGUCCAGGGUCGAGUGCUUGCUGCGGAUACCAUCACUCGACAUUGUAUUCUCUACAAAAAAAAUCGAACAUAGUCACUCCUGUGAUGUAGACCUACUCAAAGAAGGCAUGUCCAAGCAGUCGGUAACAAUGUUAGACAAUGCAGAAGGAGUCGGCGGGCUGAGUGUUUCCGUAUGUAUGAAUGAUUUCUCGCUCUACAUAUUUCACCCUUACGGUGGUAGGCAAAGAAGAACUUCCUUUACUGUAUCAAAUGGCAUGGAAUCUACAGCAAAAAGCUCUUCAACCGGCGUGUCUAAAAGUACUUUGAUACACGAAAGUAGGAAGGAUUCCUUGAAUUUGAAUGUUGAGUUUGUCAAGGUCAACAUAUCAAGAGGUCGUAAGAUUGUUCAGAAGGAUGCUAGCACCAAUGCCAAUGUCGUCAGAUUUUCACUUGUCUGCGAUAUAGGAUCAGCUUCGUUCAAAUAUGACAUGAGGCGUCUUUUGGAGAUUCUUGCUCUGCCUAAAGCAUGGUACAGAAGAAGUCUUGCCAGAAGAUUGUUCCUGGGAGAGGAAAUGGCUGUUUAUGAUAGUGAAUCGGACUCAGAUGAUGCCUCACAUUUUUCAUCUGAAACUUCAAUAGUGGGUUCAGCGAUUGAUGCUAAUCCCGAUAAUACGUUUUCUUCUGGUUCAACAGUGCCUGAAAAUUCAGCUAAAAUGGCUAUUUCUAAAGGAACUGCUGUCUCAAGUAAAAAUUUCACGAAGGGUCAUAAAAGCUUUUCCCAACAUAAACACCCGUCUCAAAUACAAAUCAACAAAUCCUUGCACUACAUUCCAUUGCAACAUUCUGCCACCAACAACAUGUCUCAACCUCUCAAAACCUUGAACUCCUGGGAGACGUUGGUUUUGUUUUCAGUCAACUUACCCCAACUUGAUGUCAUGGUUAAUAUGAGUAAUGCCAUGGGAAACACAGUCUGGACGACGAAAGGUCUGCAGUGUCGAGGGCGUCUAAUGAUUGACAGUGCUGGAUUUAAGAAUGUUAACAUGUUCGCCGGGCUCAAUAGUUCCAAAUUGGAAGCCAAAGGUGGAAUUAUAGGGGGGCUUAUUGAACUUCAAAACGUAUCUGGACAAGCUCUUGUAAAAGAAGUGCCAGAUAAAGAGCCAAAACAUAGAAUCAACACAUCUCUUCACAUCCUGGAGAUGCGAUUGGAUUACAUGGGGUCCACCAUACUGAUAACAAGAAUUAGUGACUUGAUGGUGCAAUUGUAUGAUGAAUGGAAACUUAGAGGUUUGCCCAACAUCAACACAAAGGAUUUUGACGUUUUUGAUGAUCAGUCCAUUCUUGUUUUUGUGCAUGGCAAGUUAUCUUGGGAUAAAUUGCAUAUGAUGAUUUCCAAGUCGACGACACCUGAUCUUCUGAAGAUGGCUCACAAAUUGGAGGAAUUUUUUAGUCAACAGUUGGUCAGCAGCAAAAGAGUUCUUUCAACUUUUGGCACCUCUGUGUCUACUGCUAAAGCUAACAAAAAAAACUUGGCUAAAGAAGAUGAGAUGCCUUGGUUGUCAGAGAUCAAGUACCACAGGCAUUGGCAAAAAGUGUUUCAACAUUUGUCUUGCUGCAAAUUAGCAAACUUUUCAAAAAUGUUGCCGGAAUUGGGUUCUAUGCUGGGUGGAUCGAUGAACCUCCUCGGCAAAAACAUAACACUCGCCUGUUUUCACGGAAUCAAUUUCAGGUUGGUCAAUUUUUAA
Molecule: messenger RNA, 5019 nt
Organism: Helobdella robusta
Lineage: Eukaryota; Metazoa; Annelida; Clitellata; Rhynchobdellida; Glossiphoniidae
Exons: 27
Coding region: 1-5019 (1672 amino acids)
Biological process (GO): synaptic vesicle endocytosis
Source: RefSeq, a predicted model, not a curated record